AUGGUGGUUACUGCAGCCACCAAGAGUGAUCUAACUCUGGAAAGUUUCUCAGUCCGCCCUCCGGGCAAGGAGUCCAGGACAGUAGACCGAUUUGGGAAGCGAGUAUAUUCUUCAGAGAUGUCUUUCAUCCGAACGCUGAACUAUUUGGCACACGUUAUACGACUGCAGUUAGACCUAGUCACGCUUGGCCUAGCAGGAAGGAGAUUACCCAUUGCAGGCCCAGGUGGAGGUAGAGGUCGUGGUGUUGUACCAUUAAGUUUUGACAGGCUGGGAGGAGAGAGAAGAUCACGAAGAGAGUCACGUCAGGAGAGUGACGCAGAGGAAGAGGAAGAUGUUAAAAAACCUGCGUUGCCUUCCUCAGUUGUUGCUACCUCCAAAGAGCGGACCCGUCGAGAUCUUAUCCAAGAUCAGACUGUAGAUGAGAGGGGAAAACAAAGGAAUCGACGUAUGUUUGGCCUGUUGAUGGGUACUCUUCAGAAGUUCAAGCAAGAAGCCAGAGUAGCUACGGAACAGCAAAAAAGGCGCCUAGAAGUUGAGCAGAAACUUGAAGUAAAAGCAGAAGAAGAGAAGAAGCAGUUGGAAAAUGAGAGGCGAGAAUUGUUUGAGGAGCGUCGUGCCAAGCAAACUGAGCUGCGACUUUUGGAACAGAAAGUUGAACUUGCUCAGUUGCAAGAAGAAUGGAAUGAACAUAACGCAAAAUUAAUCAGAUAUAUAAAAACGAAAACAAAGCCUCCAAUAUGCUAUAGACCUGCCAGAUUUUGUUCAGCUACACAAAAGCUUAUGAAUGAGUCGCAGAAAAAAAUGAUGGCAACUUUUGAAGGAAGACGUUUGGAGUUUGCAGAUCAUUUAAACAAAAUGGAGACUAGACCUAGGCGUCAGUCUCUGAAGGAAAGAGAUCACCUGGAGAGGAAGACUGAAGAUCGUCAGAAUGAAGAAAAGGAAGAUGGUAAGGUGGCUCAACAUGAGAAAGAGAUGGAAGUGAAAGGUAAAAAGAACAAUGAUGUAGAAAUGGAUGAGGUAAGAGAGGGGGAUGAGAAUGAGAAUGUUGAAGGUAUCUUUAGUGAUGUAGAUAUGGAGCAGGAAAAGGAACAGAUGCAAGAAAAUGGAAGUAAAGAAAGCAGUGAGCUGGUUAUGGAGCUACAGAAAGGUGAUGUACAGGAAGAGGUCAUAGUUACUGAAGAAGAUUUAUUUAAUGAGCAUUUAGUCAAGGAUCAGGAGAUGGUAGAAAAUGUAGAAGAGGACAGUAAAGUGGAUGCAGUUUUGUUGACUAGCCAGCAGGUGGACAUAGUAAGCGAGUCUCUGCCAGAAAUGGAAUCGAAGAGUGACCCAGCGUGGGAGCAUAUAUAUGAAACUGAGCAGCAAGAAAAAUUGCAGCCAGAAGUCUGGCAAGAACAAGAGAUGGAAUCACAGCCUUAUCUUGCUCCUGCAGUGGAGUCUGUGCCUGUGACUGUCCUUGUACCUGUACCAGCACCACAGGAUCCUAAGCCAGGUAAACUAGAAAAUUUUACUGUAGUCACUAAAUCAGUAGAUUCUGACAUAGUGGAACGGGUUAUUAUAGCUACUGCAGAAACCAAACAUAAAAGUAGUAGAGGAAGGACUGCAGAAAGAGGUAGCAGAAGCUUAAGUCGAAGUAGUAGUAGUAGUAGCAGUACUAGUAGUACCAGCAGUAGCAGCAGUGGUAGCAGCACGAGUAGUGGGAGUACCAGCAGCAGCCCGAGUAGUUCUAGUAGUAGCAGUAGCAGCAGUAGUGGUAGCAGUAGUAGAGACAGUAGUACUAGCACUAGCAGUAGUGGAAGCAGGAGUCGGAGCAGGGUACAUGGACAUAGCAGAGAUAGAAAGCGCAGGAGGAGCUUAGAUAGGAGGAGAAGGCCACCUUUAGGACAAGACAGAAAUCACAAAUCUGCAAAAGGAGGUAUGAGAGACUUAAAAGGAUCAAAAGAUAAGAGUUCCAGAUCAGACAGAAACAGGACUGCAUCUGAAAGCAGUAGAUCAGGGAAGAGGCCUUCCCGGAGUGAGAGAGAUCGUAAAUCAGACAGGAAAGACAAAAGACGUUGAUUGCAGAAGAGAGGACAGGCUGAUUGAGCCAUUCUUUGCAGCGAAUUUCCAGUUGAUGCAAUGAAGGAUAAGGCUGCCUUAAGUAUUGCGUAUUGUACAGCAAUUUCAAAAAAGCACCAUGGGACUAUUUAUAACAAGCAUUCUUGAACGUUUUACAUGGUUUUGUUAAAUGUCAUUUGCUAAAAUGUGAAUAAUCCUGUCUUCAGAUAAAAUGAACAUGUAUAAAAGUGCAAAAUGCCAUUCUUUGUGGCUUUUUUUAAAAAAGUUGUAUCAGUUCUGUACUGAGGCCCUUAUGUACAUUUUUUUUAUCAGUUAAAGUAUUUUUGAAGUUGUAUAAUUGCAGUUAAAGCCCUGUAAAAUAUUUUUUGUAGAAAUAAAUGUAAAUUUUUAAAUUAAGCUGUUUUGUUGAAAUGCUGUAGUUUGCCUGAUCUUGAAUUUCAUUCAGUGUU
Protopterus annectens (West African lungfish) is the source of this 2504-nucleotide messenger RNA. RefSeq names its product pinin, desmosome associated protein (gene PNN). The transcript has 8 exons. Bases 1 to 2055 code for a protein of 684 amino acids. The record is from RefSeq and is a predicted model, not a curated record. Gene Ontology annotation, cellular component: catalytic step 2 spliceosome. Lineage: Eukaryota; Metazoa; Chordata; Ceratodontiformes; Protopteridae.